AUUUCAGCCGAGUGCCUUCUGGAUGCUGUUGGAACUCCGGUGUUUCACAGCGAAAGUCAGUUUGGUCACGAAGGCACCUGGAUGCGAGACGCUAUUCUAGUUGAAACAGAAGAUUUGUCAUCCAGAAGAUGGGUUUUCGACGGUUAUCUGUCACCUGUGCUCUACGAAUACCGUAAUGAACUGGAUCUGCUGUACAAAAAACAGUCGGCUAAGUACUUCCUCGACUAUUCAGCAACAGGCACUGGAGCCAUAAUAUUCAACGGCAGUUUUUACUAUCACAGAUACGGUUCCCAGAAUAUCGUACGCUAUGACUUGAACAGUACAGAGGAGGUACAGAGGCCACUGCCUAAUGUUGCCUACCAGGUAUGCAUUAUGACUCCUGAUAUACAACAUUGUGCCAAUGUCAGGUACCUCUACGGUCUACCUCAUAACUUUGUCGACUUUGCUGCUGACGAGAACGGAAUAUGGGUAGUCUACAGCAAUACGGCGAACGACAGUCUGACGGCUGCCAAAAUACAGGUCGAAACAUUGGAAGUGAUCCAUCAAUGGUUCAUUGACAUUCCCAAAAACGUAACCAUCGCUAAUACGUUUAUCAUGUGCGGAAUCUUGUACGGAUUAAAGAGCGCCACUAAUUAUGACACCGAGAUCAAUUUUGCAUUCGACCUGUACAACGAUGAAUUUAUCAACAUUACGGUUAACUUCAGAAAUCCGUUUCAGCAGACUACGAUGCUGGACUAUAAUCCGGUCGAUCGUCGCCUGUACUAUUUUGAUCACGGCAAUCUACUGACCGUCCCUGUGCGAACAAAAGGCAUCGAUGAUUGA
This is a messenger RNA of Soboliphyme baturini, 822 nucleotides long. The record is from the annotation of a GenBank genome assembly. NCBI's taxonomy places the organism in Eukaryota, Metazoa, Nematoda, Enoplea, Dioctophymatida, Soboliphymatidae.